This is a messenger RNA of Aspergillus mulundensis, 474 nucleotides long. RefSeq names its product putative ubiquitin conjugating enzyme (UbcB). The transcript has 3 exons. Bases 1 to 474 code for a protein of 157 amino acids. Lineage: Eukaryota; Fungi; Ascomycota; Eurotiomycetes; Eurotiales; Aspergillaceae. The record is from RefSeq and is a predicted model, not a curated record.
AUGGGCAGCCAAAAGCGGAUAGCAAAGGAACUCGCCGAGCUCACGGAGUCCCCUCCAGAUGGCAUUAUAGUCGAGCUUGCAAACGAAUCCAAUCUCUACGAAUGGAAGGUCUUCAUGGACGGUCCUGAGGACUCUCCUUAUCACAAAGGCCGCUUCGAACUAAAACUCACCCUGCCCACCGAAUACCCUUUCAAACCACCGACCGUCUCCUUCGUCACGAAGAUCUACCAUCCCAACGUAACGAACGACGACAAGGGCAGCAUGUGCCUGGGUAUGCUAAAAGCAGACGAAUGGAAGCCCUCGUCGCGACUCUCCGCAGUGCUGGAGUUUGCGCGCUCGUUGCUGGGCGAGCCGAUGCCGGAUGAUGCCGUUGAGGGCCGCAUUGCGGAGCAGUACCGUGAAGACCGGAAGCGCUAUGAGGAGAUUGCUAGGGAGUGGACGAGGAAGUAUGCUGGUGGUGCUGCAUCAUCAUAG